AGCUAGGGCCCCAGGGCCGUGAAACACACGGCAAUGGAAGAUCCCGCAGCUGCUUCAGAGCAGCCGAACCCUUUGGAUGCAGGUCCCAGACAAGAGGCCAGCCCUUUGAUGGCAACGAGAGACAGUGGGAAUGAUGCUGGCAUGGUUUUGCCCUUAGUAGGACCUGGCCCCAGCGCUCCUCCAGCUCCCCCCGCAGCAAGCUCGAUGAUAAGAACUGUUUGUGUUAUAGUUGUUUGCAUUGUGGUCGCUUUUGGUGCUGGCACGCUUUUGAGCCCCAUGCUUUCACAGGAUCACGAUGGCGGUGGAGAAGAUUCCUCUCCUUUUCAAUGGAUUUGGCCUUUUGGGCCACAGGGACUUACCAACACCACGACCAGCUCAACCAGAACAAGCUCCACUGGAACCACUUCCACGGCAACAAAAACGGUCACUACCACAAGGACUGCUACCACGACAAGUACCUCUAUCACAAGCACCUCGAGGACAAGCACAUCUGUGACAGAAACAAGUCACACUUCUACAUCAAUGACAUUUACAACUACUGGCCUUUUCCCAUUGGCGCCGUUUUCCUGUUUAAGUGACAUGAACCUUGGUCCAGUGAAGCAUCCUGACAAGAAAGGAAUUGCCCUGGACGACACGACCUUUUCGCAGUGCCCCUCACUGACAACAGUGCAGUGGCCAAAUGCCAAAGAAAACAUCACAUCUCUGCGUCUUUUCAAAGCAUGGGACGCAACGUGGUCAGAGCGAUAUGACCGUGCGCAGUCCUGGAUGGCACUGAAGCACUACAUUGUGAGUCGUGGUGCCAAAGUGCUCUACGGAACGCAAAUAUCUUGCAACGAGACAGCUGAUGAUACGGACUGGCUUUUUGUGAAAGAGCUGAUGAUUUAUAUCGGCAGAGAGCAUGUUAUGGGAGUUGCUGUUGGGAAUGAAGUUGAGUUGCUCCACACACAGCAGACAUGCAGCAAGAAAUGUGCAGAGGACAUGUUUCAGGGAGGGUAUUUCUACACAAAGGUGAUGCAUCGAGCAAACGACCUGCAGGUUAUGAAUGGCUUUGAGGAUGUUACAUUGACAACGGUGAUGGGCGGUUUCGUUUUAGGAGGGUCGCCUUUCGUGAACACAAAGGAAGCUGGAGUGCUUGAUUUCUUCAAGAAGAUCUAUGCUAACUUUGGCCGGAGGUGGGCUUGGUCUUGGAAUACGUACCCAUAUUUCGAUCCCCAUAUCGUCAUGGACGAGGGGCCUUGGCACACAUGCAGCAAAGCAAUGAUGGCAGCAAUCAAUUUUGCGCCUAGCAGCAUGUUGCCUGGACAGUUGCGGGAACUCAGGACCAGAAUGCAGCAAGUUACAGGGAAUGUGGAUGAUACUAUGUGGCUGACUGAAACUGGUUGGUCAUACCCUCGGGCUUCCACCCUAUCCACCGUCAUGAGAAAUUGUGCGGAAUGGUCCACGAACGAAGCCUUUGCACUGUAUUAUCAAGGCUUUCUGGAGUGGGACCUUUCACUUGGACCAAAUGUUCGCGGGUUGGACCAUGCUUUCUUUUUCACCUUGAGGGAUUCCAUUAACUUCGGAGACAAGGAGAAUUUCGGCCUUAUCCGCUCGUGCAAAUCCCGUGGUUGCAAAAUGAGGCACCAUGAGGGAGUUGUCUGAAACUUCUGGACUUGGAGGAUGCUUCAACAAACACUUCCUUCUACCAAUUCAAGGGUGGCAAAGGUGCAAAGAACUCCAGCCAGGAAAGUUGGUGAGCGCGGGGUGACAAUCACUGCUGGCAAGCAUCAAAAUUCAUUGGUGCUGCCUGCCUACAGGUCUCACCAAAAAGUAGUUUGCCCUGUGCUUGCGCCAGCUAAACAGUCUUUGCCGUGGGUG
Molecule: messenger RNA, 1857 nt
Organism: Durusdinium trenchii
Lineage: Eukaryota; Dinophyceae; Suessiales; Symbiodiniaceae
Source: the annotation of a GenBank genome assembly